Pelagomonas calceolata is the source of this 762-nucleotide messenger RNA. The record is from the annotation of a GenBank genome assembly. NCBI's taxonomy places the organism in Eukaryota, Pelagophyceae, Pelagomonadales, Pelagomonadaceae.
AUGGCGUAUGAGCUGUAUUAUUGGGGCGCGUGUGGAGAAUUCUAUGGGAGAGCCCUAAGCCCUUUGCUCAUUUUUGAGGAGAGUGGUCCGAGCCCGCGCCUACGAUACGCCAUCGACGCGGCUUCGGGCUUGUUAAUGUCGCGUCGAUGGCGUGGAUUUGUCGCAACCGUGGCGCGCGGCUCCAGUCGCGACCGCGCCGACGGCGCCGUGACUCCGUCGGCCCGUCGCCGGCUGAGGGCCUGAGGCCCGGACGGCUCACCACGCCGUCACCGCGCAGGCACAAAAUACGUGAUCAAGGACCAGUCCCACAAGCCCGAGGGCAUCUUCGCGCUCCCGGCCAUAAAGACGCCGUCGGGCGUCGUCGUGAGCCAGACGCCCGCCAUUUGUCACGUGCUCGGCCACGAGCUCGGGUUGGCCCCGGCCGACGCCGCCGCCGACGCGAAGGCGCUCCAGAUUUGUUGCGACGCCGUGGAUUUUAUCACCGAGGCCACGAAGCCCGACUUCGGGAGCGACCGCAAGCAGAAGUGGCUCACGCAUUUUGCCGCGGUGACGUCGGCCGACGCGCCCGUCAACUACAGCGACUUCUUAUUAUUCACGGCCCUCGAGCUCGCGAUCUCGUCCUUCACGGCGGCCGUCGACGAGAGCGAGCUGCCGGACGGCCUCGGCGCGUGGUGGAACAAAAUGCUGAAAACGAAGGCCGUGGCCGCCCUGAAGGGCAAGGGCAAGAAGCUCAUGCCCGGCGAGCACAACAAGGCCUGGUAG